UUCUCUCUCCCCGCGGCCGAGGGGUGUUGCCGCGGCUGGCGGGGCGGCGCCGCGGCUGGCGCGGCCGGCAGCGGCGCGGCCCCGACGGCGGAGCAGGGCUGUGCCCCAUGGCGCUGGCGGCGGCCCGCGGGCGGGGGCUGCGCGCCCUCAGCCGCCUGCUGCCGCGGGGCCGGGUCGUGUUCGCCGCCCGCCGCUGCGCUGGUCUGAGCCCGCCCGGCGGCUACAGGGCCUGGCAGGAGCGGGCGACCCGCGACCCCGGCGGCUUCUGGUCCGAGGUGGCGCGGGGGGCGCUGCGCUGGGACAGCCCCUUCCACACAGCGUGCGAGGCCGGCCCUGCUGGCGACGGCGCCCGCUGGUUCCUCGGCGGCCGCCUCAACGUCUCCGUGAAUUGCUUGGAUGAACAUGUCCAAAAGUCUCCGGACAGAGUGGCUUUGAUUUGGGAGAGAGAUGAGCCUGGAUCUGCAGUGCAUGUUACAUACAGGGAACUUCUGGACAUGACUUGCCGUCUUGCCAACACCCUGAAGAAAUACGAGAUACAGAAAGGGGACAAGGUUGCAAUCUAUAUGUCUGUGUCUCCCUUGUCUGUGGCAGCUAUGCUGGCUUGCGCCAGGAUUGGUGCCGUUCACACUGUGGUCUUCGCUGGAUUCAGCGCAGAGUCCUUAGCCGGGAGAAUCACGGACUCUGGAUGCAAAGCAGUCAUCACCUACAACCAGGGAGUCAGGGGCGGCCGAAUCAUAGAGCUGAAGACAACUGUGGAUAAAGCUGUAAGGAACUGUCCAAGCAUCAAACAUGUCUUUGUGGCUCAGAGGACAGAGAACAAAGUCCAGAUGGGUGACUGCGAUGUUCCCCUUGAAGAAGAGAUGGCCAAGGCAGCUUCUGUGUGCACUCCAGAGAGCAUGGCCAGUGAAGACAUGCUCUUCAUGCUGUAUACUUCAGGCAGCACUGGAAAACCCAAAGGAAUUGUUCACACCCAGGCUGGAUACCUGCUGUAUGCUGCUCUCACACACAAGUAUGUGUUUGACUACCAGCAAGGUGAUGUUUUCGGCUGUGUGGCUGACAUUGGCUGGAUCACGGGACACAGCUAUGUUGUAUAUGGACCACUCUGCAACGGAGCCACCUCUGUCCUGUUUGAAAGCACCCCAGUGUACCCUGACCCAGGUCGUUACUGGGAAAUGGUACAAAGGUUGAAAAUUAAUCAAUUUUACGGAGCACCUACGGCUAUACGCUUGCUGCUGAAGUAUGGAGAUGAGUGGGUGAAGAAAUAUGACAGAUCUUCCCUAAAGACCCUGGGAUCAGUGGGAGAGCCCAUCAACAACGAAGCUUGGCAGUGGUUCUAUCAUGUGGUGGGAGACGGACGCUGCACCCUCGUUGACACGUGGUGGCAGACAGAAACUGGUGGCAUCUGCAUUGCCCCACGGCCUUCAGAGGAGAAAGCUGAGAUUGUUCCAGCUAUGGCUAUGAGACCCUUCUUUGGAAUUGUGCCCGUGCUGAUGGAUGAGAAUGGAAAGGUUAUAGAGGGCAAUGAUGUGUCUGGUGCGCUCUGCAUUGCCCAGCCAUGGCCUGGCAUGGCCAGAACCAUCUAUGGAGAUCACCAGCGAUUUGUUGAUGCCUAUUUCAAAGCCUACCCAGGUUACUACUUCACAGGAGAUGGUGCUUACAGGAAUGAGAAAGGCUAUUACCAGAUAAUGGGGCGCAUGGAUGAUGUCAUUAACAUCAGCGGACACAGGCUCGGGACGGCAGAGGUAGAAGAUGCUAUGGCUGAUCACCCGGAAGUCCCUGAGACAGCUGUGAUUGGGUAUCCACAUGAGAUCAAAGGAGAAGGUGCCUUUGCUUUCAUAGUGGUAAAGGAAGAGACAGCUCAUAAAGAUCGUAUCAAAGAAGAGCUCAAAACCAUAGUGGCUUCCAAGAUAGCAAAGUAUGCUGUGCCUGACCACAUUCUGGUGGUGAAACGCCUUCCCAAAACUCGAUCAGGGAAGAUCAUGAGAAGGCUGCUCAGGAAAGUGGUUGCUGAACAGUCAAGUGACAUGGGAGAUACCACCACACUCGAUGAUCCAAGCGUCAUCACGGAGAUACUGGAUGCUUACCAGAAAUACAAAAAGGAGAAGAGUUCUUCCUAGUGGGCAGCUCUGGAAUCUCUGUCCUCUGGAAAUAUGGAGGGUCUCAAAUAACCAGGCAAACAGCAUGUUUUUUUUCUUGCUGUUUUUUGCAAAACUCUGUUCCCUUCUAGAAGAACAAGAUCUUCUUUUGCACAACAUCACUUGAGAUGUCCUGAGCUAGGAGCAAUCUGCAGUCUUGCAUAAUCAAUUUGCUGUAACUGAGCUCCCUUUUGUUGCUUUUAGGCCUGAUGUAGAACAGCUGUUGGGGUUUCUGUUGGCUACGAUGAAAUUAAGAGUAGCUGAAGGAAAGUGAAGAUAUUAAUGUUUCUCAUUUUAAUGUUCCUGUAUAGGGAAAGGUUUUAUACAAUACUUUUGCUGUUUUAAAAGCAGCCCUGGAAUACAAUUCUUCAAUGUUUCCUUCAGUUUGGAUAUCCAAGUUCAAGUAGUUGUACUUAACUGCAACUCUGGUGCCUUUUCAGCAAUGGUGGAUAUUCCAGUAGGUAUUUCACAUGUGCUAACGGGAAAUGAGAAGGGCAUGGCUAAUCUGAUUUGGUAAUUCUCUCUUUUUGUUACCCAGUUCUUCCGAUACCUCCUUGGGCUUCCCUUGCAAGGACUUGUUUGCCCAAGAUGGUGAACCUGUGUCCUUUCCUGUCCCACCUGGGCAACCCGGUACUGGCAGUUGGAGCUACAAGACUGAGCCUUUCCCUAGAGUCCCUCCACGUCCUCAGCGCAUUGCCAGUUGCGUAGGAGGGAUCCAGUCACAAGUGUUUUUAUUCUGACUUGAGAAACUAAGAUCAUCAGCUGAGUUUUUAAAGUGACCAUGCUCUUCCCCACUGGUGAUGCCAGCUGGGUCAAUGCUGUCCCACUGUCGUUCACUUUCGCAGAUCAGGUGAGGCAACCUACAACUAGUAGGUCUCUGUUAUUGGUUGAUAGUUUAUGUAGGUGCCUUCAUUUCUUGGAGCCCCUGUGAAAAGGGGACAAUGUUUGCUUUGCUGUCUCUCAGAGGAGGUUUGAGAAACAAAUUCGUAAAGUGCUCAAGAGGGGUUUGAAGUGGAGGGAGAUUUGGAGCAGGGAGAUUCUGUCUCCCUCUUGCUGUAGUGCUGGAGAGUUCAUGGUGACGGUCUGAACUGUGUGAUUUGUGACCAAACAAUAGUUAAAGCAAUGGUUAUUUUAGCCCACUUCCAAAUGGCUUGUAGUCUUGUUUGCCCCAACAGAGACAGGCACUCUAGGGUGGAGACAGGUUGGUUCUUCUCUCAGAAGUUCUGUCUUAAUGCUAUUGUUUCAAGUUGUACUCUACCAUGUCUGUCCCUUUCAUAUGCCACCAAGCUGAUGUUCCAAAGAGCUAACUGCCACGGGAGUACCUGCAAAUCCCAUAAUCCACAGAAAACAAGGAGAAAGCAAAUCCUUUUAGGUGUCUUCUAGAAAUUGAUGGUAGUAUUCUUGACCAGCAACCUCAGGAUAACAGGGGACUGUUGUAACAAAAUAGUCCUCGUCUUUCAGAUGCUUUCAAAAUUGCAACAGAUAUAUUCAGUGUUUCAUUUCUGGAGUCUUUUGUGUUUUAUCAUGGACAAGUUUUGACUGAAGUGCUACUUAUUGUUGGGCUGUUUAAAGAAUUCAGUAGUAGGUCUCCUCUAUUAGGUCACCGAUGGUCAUGAAAAGACCUGUAGUUACUAAGUGCCUUUGAGACUUCUGCAACUCUGUCAAAUUGGAUUAAAGUUGGUUGAGGGGUUCAGAUUGGUUGGAGAGGCCACAAAGAGCAUGCCAGGAAGGCAGGGUAGCGUUAGGAGGAGGCUGAAUCCCGCAGUCUGAUACGUGCAAGGCUGCAGCAGCACCAUGCCCCCAGGUCCAGCCAGUAGCAAGGCUGAGUAUGUAUUCCUACUAGGCAUAUACACAAAAACACAUGUAUACAACACAUGUAUACAUAUAAACACGGCUGGCCACACAGAUCAACACAGACAGGCACACACAGCACCUCUCUGGCUGAUCAGGAUGAAGGUCCGUUAGUGAGAAAUAUAUACAUAUAUAUGAUGUGGAUCUCUUGAGUAGCUGGGCUUAGACAUUCAGGCUAUAUAGUAGCUGUCCCCUGGAUCCCCUGUCUCCCCAGUGGCUGGCACCUGGACAUAUGAGCCCCUGAGACUUACAGCCCCACUCCAGCUGCUGCCUCCCCUCACUCACAAGUGCAUGCAGAGAGAUACACACACAUGUUGGGAUCCCCCAGUUGUUGGGCUUUGACACUCAGUCUACCCAGUAGCUGGUCCUUGAUCCUCAUUCUUCCCAGAUGCCUCACCCCUAGACACACACACAGACACACACACACACACGCACUCAAACGGAUCUCACUUGACUCCCCUGGUCCCUCCAGGAACCAACUCCUCUUGUGCCCCUUCGAGACGUACACAUAGAUGUGGCUCCCAGGCCUACUGGCCAGCUAGUGUGGCUGGGUAUUUGCUAGCAAUCACACACCAACUUACAUACCCUCACAGACUCCAGUUACCGGCAUCACAGACACAGGUGCCUUCUGACUGUGAUCCUACUCCAGUUGCUGGCACUUAGACCUCCACACACACAUGCACACAGAAGAGAGAGAUCCUCACCCAGGAAAAUAGUUAGAAAUGGAGUUUAAAGAGAAGAUAGGCCAAACUGCACUGAUCAAGUGCAUAGCAUGGGUCAGACCAACAUACUGACCAACAACCUGUUUUACAGCUGGUGGGUCUCUUUUAUCCCCUUAUCCCUCAAUUUUCCUGUGCUCGUUCCUCCCCAAACCACAUUGAUCACUCCCUUUCCCCUGCCUUUGGUUCCUCUCCUAAACAUCCCAUAGUAAGUUCUGUGCAAUCCUGAAAUGCUCUUUCCCUCCACUCCAUAAUGUGUCCCCCUCCAAGCAGUGACUUCCCUCACUCUGUGAGGCGAUGGGGAGAGAUGCUCCUGGUGACUCACCAUGACGGGUGCCACCCCAGCCCAUGGGGCUCAGGGUAUUACUCGAAUCCCCCCACCUGUCAUUGUUCCUCUGCGCUCCUUUUUAUCACAUAACCUAACAAGUAGAGGAUUCCUCUCCUCUUCCCGGAUGUAAAAGCUCAAGGUAUACACCAGCACAGGUGUGGUACUGAUCCUGGGAGUGUGUGCCCUGAGGGCUAAGACAGAACUUCAUCUUAACCUGCCCAAGACAGGUGACUGCUAACCACUGCUCCAGCACUGUGGCUGGAGUCACUGAGUCCAGCUUUGAAGUUCUGCCUCUGUCUUAUUAUUAUCUCAGCUGAUGAUCAUUUUAGUUCCGUGGAGCUGUGUGAUUUGGCCCACGAGACCUCUGAGUAAUUGGCAGAAUAGCCAACUUUUGCUGUACUUUUACAGGGGUGGCUUACUGCUGAAUUCAGGUGGAACAGCACUGCUUUUCCAGUGGGACUGUGUACGGGAGGGACAGUCUGUAUCCCUAACUGGAGAUGGGGGAAGGAAUUGGCUAACUGACACUGAAGGAUGGGGAGGGGAGUGGUGAGGUUUUUGGCCAGCAGAGAUUCUGGUGCAGAAUGGGGAAGCAAGCUGCUCGCAGUACAAUGUACUCUCAAAGACAGGUGUGUUGUCUCAGAUCCCAGAGUUCCUGUGUAUAUGCUAGCUGCAUUUGUUGGGGUUUUUAAUUAAUUAAUUUAAAUUUUCUGGAUAAUACAGUUGAGAAGAUCACGUUUCCUUAAAAUUCCCAUCCUUCUGAUUGUAGUCCAUUCUGCUCAGAGUAAAUAGAGACCCUAUGGACCUUCGUGGGAAGUCCCAGAUCAGGAUUUGAUAGAGUUGACAGGGAGUUAAUAUUUCAGGAGACAGUCACAACAUAUAUCCUCUAUUGCCAUUACAAAAGAAAAAGCCUUCCCCCUUAAGUGAUUUUUCAAGAGGGAAGCAGCCAGGAGCUUAUGCUUUAAACAGAAAAAAUAGACUCCUUUGUUUAAACAAGUUGUCUCUGUACAAUCUGAAAAACAGUGUGGAGGAGGAAAGAUGACCUUUGAACAAGACUGCACAGUUUACUUUUAGUCAAGAGAGCAUUCGCUAUAUUAUGGUUAUAGAAUUUCCCUAUCUUGUCAACCUCAAGUUUCCCAUGCUAAGUCGUGACCCUAUAAAUGCUGUCAUGGACCAAUAGUUGAAUUCCCUUGAACUACUUGGAGACUACCAUGGGAGGAAUAAUGUGCAGCUUUGGUGUUUGCCGUACCAAGACAUUCAUCAUAUAAUUCAUCUGCUCAGGGAAAAAGGGAGAUUUGUGUGCUCCCAUGCCUGCAUCUGUGUUGCCUCAGCAUGCAUGGACUUAGGGACCAUAGCUGCCAAGGAGGUUACAGACUGGCCAUUUUACAGCAGCAGCCCAGUCAAAUUCACGGCCGUGCAGGCUACAGUGUGGACAGACUGCAGUUGCAAACAAGCCUCAAAGUGUGAACUUGUGAAGCCUCUCAAGCACCUCUGCUAAAAUUGCCUGUCACCAGCAUGUGCAAGGGUGCCACGUGGCAUCCAGACAACAUGAUGGCCACGCUCUGUUUCUUCCUUGUGAGUUUCCUGAGCUGAGGUGUGGUCCUGGGGGUGCCCACCAGCUUGGAGCCCUCCCAGGGUGUUCAGGGAGAGCACAUUGUCUCUGCUGGAGCACUGCUGUGGUGCCUGUGUGGCAUUCUGCAGUGCAUGGCUCCUGCUGGGCAGACUCAGCCCCCAGCUUGCCUUGUAAAAUGGCACUUUUGUGAGUGUGGCUGCAUCGGUCAGUUCCUCUAAUAGCACCCUGCUGCUGGUGAAAACAGAGCUAGACAGAGGCUUGGAACUGGCACUUCUCGCUAAAAGAAAAGUAUUGCGCUUUACUGCAUAGGAUGCUCAUAGAAGACUUUGCCAGACAUCAAAUUUUCCAGAGAAAAUCUGCCUCAGAACUCUCCCUUUCUUCUUUUUCCCUGUGACCUCUGCUAACUGCAGUGGUUGCAUCUUCAGUGUGAGCCUGAGGUGAAUUUUCUCCAGGGCGUCAUAAUCAUCAGCACUGCUGCAUGUGACAGUGCUUUCUGCUUUGCGUGUAACUGUCUCAUGUUCCCCCAGGCUUAGAGGAUUGGGAAAGGGUCACUCAGAGAGUGGUUCAGCCUGCAGGAUUGGGACUGAUGGUCUUAGUUCUUAAAAUGCUCGGGAGGAGGUAGUUUGUAAAAGACCCUGGGCCUGCUGCCUUUUGAGCUGAUCUUCACUAAUCAGUGAGGAAGAUAAAAGAUAUAUGGAAGAGUUUACAGUGGCAUUGUGGAACAAAUUUGGGGAUAGUUGCUUCAAUCUGAAAAGCAGAUCUGUUGGACUAUUCUAAACCUUUUUGUGUCCAAGAUUAAUGUGUGGAUAAUUUGCCAGAUUGCAUUUGUAGCUUCAUCAAAAGAGAUCCAUAGUUGGUUUUACAUGCUGCAAUUUGUUAUAAAGGGCAAACAGAAAUCCUUAGUAAGGGAAGCAAUUUCUGCCAGGGAUGACGGUGUGUCUAUUGUGGCAGAAUCUAGUUGUUAUAAAACCUUACCAUGCCUCUGCAAUCUGCACUUGUUUUGUUCUCCCACUUGGUUGUGCUGGGGAGACCAGAUCAUGGUGCCUUUUCUUCCACUGGAGACACAGACCUUGAUUUUCUUAAUUUUAGGAAAGGAAAGUCCCUCUUUGUAGAGAUGAGGGUUGUGUUGUACGCAUUAAUGCUAAGCAUUUAAUUUCAUUUUGCUUUCUUGUAAUCAUGCUUUAAACACUUUUAUUGUCCUUUACCAAAAUCAGUUUCUUCAAUGAUUUGUGUAUUCAGAUUUUCAUUAAAAGAAAUCUCUUUCUCUGUG
This is a messenger RNA of Dromaius novaehollandiae (emu), 7873 nucleotides long. It is a transcript of the gene ACSS1, whose product is annotated as acyl-CoA synthetase short chain family member 1. The coding region runs from base 108 to 2117 and encodes 669 amino acids. The record is from RefSeq and is a predicted model, not a curated record. The transcript is spliced from 14 exons. Gene Ontology annotation, molecular function: AMP binding; acetyl-CoA synthetase activity. NCBI's taxonomy places the organism in Eukaryota, Metazoa, Chordata, Aves, Casuariiformes, Dromaiidae. Gene Ontology annotation, cellular component: mitochondrion.